Phycodurus eques (leafy seadragon) is the source of this 8417-nucleotide messenger RNA. Its product is annotated as cilia- and flagella-associated protein 46. NCBI's taxonomy places the organism in Eukaryota, Metazoa, Chordata, Actinopteri, Syngnathiformes, Syngnathidae. The transcript has 60 exons. Gene Ontology annotation, biological process: axoneme assembly; cilium movement involved in cell motility. The record is from RefSeq and is a predicted model, not a curated record. The coding region runs from base 112 to 7878 and encodes 2588 amino acids.
UCAGCACAGCGUUGAUCGACACAAAAUUGGGGGGGAAUAAAAAAAAACAUCUCGUAUACGAUUUAAAGUAAAUACACUUUCCUACUUAAAUUCUGCCACACAGACACAAAUAUGGACCUGGAUGUCAUCCAGUAUUUGGCCAAGGCCAGGAAGAAACAAGACUCGGCAGCUUUGCAGUCAGCCUUCAAUGAAUUGGAAGAGAUGACAGAAGCUGAAGUCUCAGGAGGAACACUUAGUGUUGACCAACACAUGUACAUCUCCUGUGCAGAAGUUGCUCUGGAGCUGGGUUGUUUAGAGAUAACUGCGGCCUGUCUGAAGAAGUUCUUUGAUGGCAAUCCUCCAGCUGAUCAAUAUCUGUGUCGAGCCUUCCUAUGUCAGAGCCAGCUGAAGUGUCCCCCGCCCACAGGGAGCAUGGGAGACUUUAAAGAGAAUGUGCAGUAUUUUCUUAAAGCCAUUGACAUUUCAAAGCGAGAGAAAAGAUCGCACUACAUUGUGUUCAAUGCCUCAGUGAUAUACCUCCAGAUGGUGCGCCCUCUCCUGCAGCCAGGGCGGUGCUGCCACCUCAUAUCCUCCCUCAGGCAGGUGGUCAAAAGUCUGGAAUUGGUGGCAGACAAAGACCAUAGCUGGAGGGCUGAACUCAUGAUGCACCUUAUUGACUCUCUUUUGGAUGCUGGGAAAACUGAUGAUGCUGCAAGUUAUGCCAGAGUUACAGAGGAAUUCAUCAAAAAACACUGCCCACAUCUUUAUUCAAACGUUUUUCGUUUACAGGUGUGGCAUAACCUGUCAAAAAGGGAGGUCCUCCUUAAAAAAAGCCGUCAGUCUACUGCCUUAACUGUCAUUUACAAAAUGCUUCAAUUUAAAAGGGGGUUGGGAGAAAUAAAUGAGGAUGAACUUGCAAAAAAGGAUUUCAAUGAGCUUGAGGAGAUUUUUAGUCUCCUUGGAGAUUCCACAAAAGCUUCUCUUCGGACACCCAUCCCACCAUCUAACAGAGUGUCCUUCCUCCUGGAGCUGGCUUUGCUGGCCUUGCAAGGGAAGAAUCACAAAGUGGCUGCAAAAUGCUUAAAAAAGCUAAAGUCAGCAGGGGAGACUAGUAUCGGUGAACAAAUAAUAAUGGAGUGUGUCAACUGUGAAAUAAACCUCCGGAAGAAAGAGACCAAGACGAAUGACUAUUCCAAAUCCAGUGUGGAGGCCCGUCUGAAAGCAAUAGCAAAGCUAAAUCAGUGUCUGCAGGCUGCAGUCAGAGAAGGGGACCCUCAAGCCGUGCAGGCAGUGUGUGCGACACAGUGGAGCUUCUGUCUUCCACUGUUGCAACAUAAUCUCCGCAGACACAUUAAGACACCUCUGUCACGGGUGGCCCAAGCACUAGAGGACAUGCAAUGCAUGCUGUUCCCAGUUCGAUGUCAGGUCCAUGCAGAGCUUGCAGUGACUGAAGAGGAGGACGGACUCCUUGAGGCCUCGAUGACUCACCUCCAGAAAGCCAUGCUACUGGAUAAUGGCACAGAAAAAGAAAGAUUGUCGUCAGCUUUCCACCUCCUGCAGCUCAGAAGAAACCUUUAUCAAACACCCUCUCGGACCGAGGAUAAAGCUGCGAUGCUUAUGCAGCAGGUCAAGGAUAGGCAGCCUCAACAGAAUACAGAUUGCCGUCCCUUACUGCUGACUGUGGGUCAAAUAUUGGCCCCCGCUGAUUUCCAGAUGGUGCUGAAUGCAGACAACAUCUCGAAAAUCACCAAAGCCAGUGUUGGAUGUGGCCCAAUAGCUCAGCUCUCUGCUGAGGCUCAUAAUUACUAUGCAGCUGUGCAGAAGUUGGAUGGAUACCUGGAUCGGCAAGGAGAAAACGCUGACAACACAGAGAGGUUGAGGCUGUGGGCUGCACUUGCCAAGACCGCAAGAAAACAGGAAGUCUGGGAUGUGUGCAGAGUGGCUUGUCGAUUCUGUUUACUCUAUGAUGAAGCGAGAUCGAAGAUGUCAAAGUGUCACAAAUCAAAAUGCUCAGAGGAAGAGAGCUCUACCGAAAACCUUAACAGCUAUGAAGAAAACCAGCCCUGUGCGAAGAAGUUGCGCCUUUUAGCUGAAAUAUGCUUUAUCACCGCUGAGGCUACUGCCCAAAAGCUACAAAUGCAAGAUGUGCAGCUCAACAGCCCUGCAGUCCUCCCACAGGAUGUAGAUGUGUCUGAAGAUGAUCCACAUUGGAUUAUUUACAGAGACUGGAUCCAGGAUCUUUCUGCCUAUGCCACGUCCACUUUCCUCCGAGCAGCAGAGCUUGGCACACAGAUCAGGGAACCCUGGGUUGUGGCAAAUUCAGCCAUUUACUUAUGGAAUUACAACAGGCACUUGCUGAUUACUGGAGACUAUAACUGUCUCAUCCCCACCUUCCAAAGCCUGGUAGAGAUGUUCCAAAAGACAGAGUGCACUGGAAAUCAUGCUCUGUUGGUGCUCCUGUGUGAUGCUGUGGCUCGAGGUUUGUAUCAGCAUCUAGCUGUACCAGACAACAUGGAGCAAGCCUAUCAACAAGACAAGGGAAAAGUCAAAUCUGAGAAGGUAAACGGUGGCCAAGCUGCAGUGCUCGAGCCUGAUGCCCUUCUUAAGGUCCAGAAAGCUUUUGAGCUGUGUAACUACGCCCUUUCCAUAUCCAACUGCAACACCACAGGGGAGACAGUCCCCAUUGCUGUGCAGAAGCAAUUGGUGGCUACAUGGGUGCAGAUAAAGACCCUCCUACAGCAGCAGACUGGCUGCUCUACGGACACUGAUGAAAAGGGUCGCCUAUCCGAGCUGACUUCGGCCGAGCGGCGGGAUACACCCUGGACUGGUCGCCAGCCAAUCAAUGAAGAAAUCUCACCUAUGACUCGUGUGCUGAUUGCAGUGGAGAUGCUUCAGUCCUAUAAAAAUUCCAGUCACUUGGAGGGUUAUGAUCCCAGUCUCUCAACACUGGUGACCAUGGUGUCUAAUUGUAACUGGACUGAUGCUGUGGUGGAGUUGCAGACAUGGUGUCAGCUUGCUGCAUUCUGCCACCAUGCCAAGGAGUACAGUUUGGUCCUGAGCUGCACUGAGAGAGCGAUGCAGCUCGAGGAUGCAGCAUCAACGUGUCUCAACAUUACGCCUUGCCUUUUGUAUGGCUUACCAGCAGUGAACGAGAUGCUGAGCACUGCAGCCUGUUUGAGGGGUUUGAGCUCAAUACAUGAGUCCAUUGGAGAUGUACAUAUUUACAAGACAGCUAUGGACAUGCUUCUCUCGAGUGUCAGGUAUGCACAAAAGGCUGGUCAUCCAGAACUAUGUUUUACAGCUGCCAGGCAUUACUGGAACAAUUGCCUACCUCUGACAAAUUCACCCGAGGAAAGACACCAGCUCAAAGAGCCCUUGGAGGCUAUUCUCAAUGCCCUCCUCCACACUUAUCCCAAACAUACAAACAAACAGGACAAAGUGAAACAUUUGCAGAAAGGAGUUCCUCUUGGGAGUUCUAAACCCGAAGCACAAAAUGAAGAAGUCCUAACCCUGAGAUCAUCGCUGUACUGUCUGUUGCUUCAAAUAUACAUUGAUAGAACCGAUUGCAAUGGUGCAUUGCAGCUGUUGGAUAAUGCUGUUAGGGAUAUGCCUGGUACUAAACACCGACUACUUCUGCUGAAAUACCGCAUACAGAUGAAGGCUCGGCUGGGGGAAAGUGUAUUGAUGGACAUGCAGACAUUACAAGGCAAAGAAGAGCAGAACUGUUCGUUAAUGUGGCACAAGGCAGCACUGUGUUCUUGUAAUGUAACACAGCAGCUGACUUGCUAUCAGAAAUCAGUCACCUCUCUAAUGUCUGAAGAAAAUCAGUGGCAAAAAGUUGGCUUCCUGCUUGCUUUUGGAGCAUGGCUGUACUGUCACAACUUGUCUAUAGAGGAUGCACAACACCAGGUUCAGUGGGCUAUUGACAUUCUUCUACAUUUGGAAACAGAGCAGUCAGAAAAAUCAGAUGAAGAGUCUCAGAAGAUGGAUACGGGUUCAGUGAAAUGUGAAACGCUGGCUGUUGUUCAGGGACUGUCAUUUACACAUACUGUGUCCAGUCUGAGGGAGGUGCAACGCCUUGACAGUUUGGUACAAGCACACACUCUGCUUGCUGUCAUGGCAGACAGGAAUUCACCCGAGCACCAGUUUAACCUGCUCCGAGCAUAUGACUUUGUACUUCAAAUAUGGCAGGUGUCGACGGCAGUUGUUUCUCUGACUCCCAGUGAACAUGUCAAAAGCCAGUCUCCCACUCCUGCUGGGGCCAAAAAGGACAAGGGCAAAGGCAAAAAAGUGAAAGAUCCUAGCCCACCAGAGGUGAAUCCCAAACCUGUCUUGGAUCACACUCUUCCUUUGUCUUUGGAGUAUUGGGUUAAAUACACUUGCUCUGAGCAGGUCCGUUACACGUUCAAAACAAAUUGUAACCCGCAGUGCAUCAAUAUUCACAGCAUUACAAAUCCGACCCAGAGCUUGUUUUAUCUUGACCUUCUGGAAAAGGAGCUCCACUCCCUCUCACUGAGCCACCUGACCCUACCCAUUAUGCACCUAGCUGAGACAUUUGCUCAUGACCUUUUGGAUAGGAGGAGCCUUUCUGACCUAUAUCGACUCAGAAUAGUAAGGACCUGCUGUCAACUAGGCAUGGAGACUCAUUCCUCAUAUUAUGAGAGUCUCUUGAAUCUGACGAAAAUGCAAGAACAAGAACAAAUCAGGUGCCACGGAGCAAUCACUCUUUUACGAGAGAGAAGACGCCUCUACAAAUCGCAUAAUCAGAAAUCUGAUAUUGAGUCACAUUUACAGAGGAGAAAUUUGUUUUGGCUGAAUAUUUGGGUUGACAAAGCAGAGGUCUGCCUGGGAAUGGGACUGUACCAAGGAGCCAGGCAACUCCUGGCAGAAGCUCAGUUGGUUGCAUUAGAGUUUGAAGACCAGACUCUAAUGUCAAGAAUCUUGCUCAGUAUGGCUACUCUAGCUUGUGACGAACAGAACCACACACAGGCCCUGUACCUUCUGGACAAGGCUCAAGCCCUGGGUGGGGACGAGCACUUCUGGUACAAGUUUACCCUCACAAAGGUUGCCGCUGUGGUAGGCCAGAGACUCCAGGAUGCACAAGCCAAGAUUGAUCAGGUUAUCAAGCAAGGGUGUGAGGCUUUGACAGUGGUUCUGCAACAGCGGGUGAACCGAGUCUCAGAGAUCACAUUUUUAAUUGCAUCUUUAGAAAUGAGGGGUGCCAUUGAGUGUAUAUGUGCCAUUUCUGGCAGUGAGCCCGGAGUUGCACUCUCUACUACGGAACUCCAGAUGCAGAAAGCUGCCUGUGAUACACUCGGCCGGUGUGCAAGAGUUUUCACUCAACUCAACUACAGAGACCAUGCUGCAAAGAGCAAUGAAGCGUGCACAUAUGGUCUGAGAUUUCUGGCCAGCAAAGCUACAGACAAAAAGGAGAAGCAGCGCUUUCUGCUCGAUGGACUCUCUCACAUGCAGUUAGCAAUCUCAGAGCAAGAACAUGUGGUUUUGAUUGCUGAAAACCUGCUCCACCUGGAACAGGCGAGUUGUGGAGUACUAUUGUCACCCAAGUGGGCACUACUACGCCUGCGUCUCACCUUGGCAGACGUUUGCUUGGCAAUACUGGAGGAGCACUGUGAAGAAAUAGUAAACCGAGCCCUGGCCAAGGACAAGACGAUAGCUGAGAUAGCAAUUGAGGAUUUUAUGCGCAGCAUACCUGAAACCAACUCUAUUGAACAGGAGUGGAUGAAUGUGGGCAGCACAUUGGGCCAGUUGGCGUUAGGCCAGCUGGCUGCAGUGAACUCUUGUUCUCUGGACGACAUGGAAAUGAGAGCACAUUGCCUGAGUUUGAUGGGAAAGACCCUGAGACUGCUGGCUGUGCAGGAGGAUCCUGUUUAUAUGUCUUCUCUCUGGGACAGAGAGCUGAAGAAGGCAGGUCCAUGUGACCCAACUACCACGUCUACAGAAGAAGAGAAUUCUGGAAAAGAGAAGGACAGUGUUUUAAGCAGUAAAGAAUCCAAGAUGACAUCUGCCAAAAACACUGAGCCGCAGCAAAAAAAGCGUAAGGUUGAGCAGCUUUUGGCCCAAGCCAUCAAGGUACUCUCUGAAACUGUUAGCUUGUGUCUUCAGCACAAUUUGUCUGUCUCCAUCCUGAGUGACGCCUCUCUCAAUAUGCUUGAGUGUCUUGGCCAGUCAGACCAUGAAUUGGCAUGUCAGUAUCUCGCCUUGUUUCAGAGUGCUUGUACUGUUGAUGUAAUGGCUGAUGUUUUAAGUUUGGCCUGUGACGACACCAGUGUGUCCCAGCUCUCAGCGCUACUCAGCCUAUACAGAAAACUCCUUGCCUCUCAAGCUGGUAGGCCGACUAAAAUGGUGGAAGGAGUAAGACACUCCCUGAAUAGCAUUUCCAAGGCCUUUUCCCAACUGACCAUCAACCCCAACCACCUAAACCUUCUUGCAGAACUUUCAUCUGACCUGAAGAUCAUUUUACUUCAGCACUCAAAGGAUGGAUCAGAACUUUACGGAGCACUCUACAAGGUAGCUGAAUCGCAAGAAAAUCAGAAAGCGAAGACACCACAAGGUUCACUGGCAUGCUCUAAAGUGGCUAAGGUUUCUGUCUGCCCAACGGCUCUACUGGCUCUUCGAGAGCAGACACGGGCCUUUGACCAAAAGAUGAGACACGCACUCCUGAAGGAGGCCUGUUUGCAUGAGGGAAGAGAAGAAACCCCUGAAGAGCAUCACAUUUCUCAUCCUAGACAUGAUGAAGAAAAUGCUUUAACGCUUCACUUAAGAGAAAUUGUUCACCAAAUGGAAGAAUACCUGAAUCCACUCAUUUCUCAGUUUGACUUCACUUUCUUGAGUUCCCAACAGUCAUCGCAAGCACUUUCUCAAGAGUCCCAAACCAAAAGUGAAGAAAAGAAAAUAUCUUCCGGGGAAGAAGAUACACCACAACAAUCAGGGGAGUUUGUGGUGUUGCUGGCAGACUGGAAGUUGAUGGAGUUGCCAUUGGAGGCGUUGUCUGUGCUUGAAGGAGACAGACUGAACUCUGUAUCACGAGAUUUCUCUGUCCAGCUUCUCUGCAGUCGUAUACCAAGAGAACAGCCAAUAAAAGCAGUGGAAAAGGACCCCAAAGGAGGUAAAGGCACAAAGGGGAAAGCCAAUCAAAGCCAAGUCAUCAAAGUGAUACCUACCAGUCAUGUUCUGCCUGAACACACCGUCUCAGUGGACACACGGAAUUUCAAAUGCAUCUUCAAUGACAAAGAUAUUGUCAACACUUUCAGCAAUUUUGAAAGGACCACUCUUGUUGAGAGGAUGAAGAUGAACUGGGGAGCCUAUGGCCAGCACUUCAACCAUCUGUUGGCGGGUUUUGUGGGCAUCAAACAAACUCCCAGUUUGAGUCAGCUAGAGAAGGUGCUGUGCCAAUGCAGUGGAUUCAUGUACCUAGGAACGGAACGCUUCUUGGCUCCAAUCCCACCUGCCAAACUAGCAGCCCUCAAUCUGUCAGAAUGCCACAUGGCUCUUCUCUUUGACCUGGUCCAGAGUACCAAUGCUUUGCACUCAUCAAACCUUAACAUGCACAAAAGGGCAGGACAACGCACCCUUGAGAAGCCCUCAGAGGUCGCUCUGCUGUUGAGCAUGAAUGGUGUCAACUGUAUUGUCCUCAACCAGUGGCAUAGUAGCCUUCAACAGAACUCAGAAUACAUGACUAACUUUUUGGACAAUUUUCUGAGCGGCAGACAGACCUCCGGGCAGAUUGUUCACUUCCUCAGGCAAGAUGACGAGGCUACGGGAUCAAAUGAUCACAGUUCUAUCUCUGAUUCGGAAGAAGAGCUUCAGCACAAACCAGAUCUGACACCAUCAGCCUUCAACUGUGUUCUUUAUGGACUCCCUAUCAUGACUGGCACAUAAAGCAAUUGAAUUAACAAUUUUGUUGUGUAUAAGUUGGAUGACUUCUGGCACUCAGUCAGUGCAUUUCCAAAUACAUAUUAAUAAUAUUAUACCAACUUACUGUCUUUUAUUAGAAUGAAUGUUUUUUUCUGAACUAAAUUGGUUUUGUACCUCUUAAUCCUCUCUACUAAGGUGGCUUUGUGUUGUGCUGUCUGUUGUUUGUCUGACAGCAAAUUUUUCACAUUGGCCAUGCAGCCUGCAGAGUUCCUCACGAGUUGAAAUUGUAAAGCUGCAGUACUUGCUGUUGUACCUUUCUUGUACAGCGUUCAUGACAUUUACUAUUUCACGUAGAAGACAUGCUACCUAUGUAUUACUUUAAAAGUGAAUUACACUCCCUAACAGGUUUGGUGCCCAUGACCAUUAAAAAAAUGUACACAUUCAUCUGUACGCUUCAAAGAGGUAAGCCUAAAAUCUUUAUACAACUUGUCCUGAAAUAUGUUCUAUUGUAGAUCUGUUUUAUUGUGUCACUCAUAGUGUAACGUGUUAGUGUAGUAGGCCAC